UAACCAGAGAAAGAUAGAGAGAGAAAGCCUGAGAGAGAGAGAGAGAGAGAGAGAAUCAAAUCAUCCGAACCUAAAAAUCUUCUCUCUCUUCACUUUCCAAAUUUUUUAUCUUUUUGCUAUCUUCACAUCCAAGUUUCCUCCCAUUUCUAAUUUCACUUUCUCCCUCAGAGAUUUCCGGAAAAUUUUUCAUAAACUUCACAUUUUUCCAAAGAAAAAGAUUCGAACUUGCCGGAAUUCCCAUUACGAUUUUGGCUUAUGAAUUGUGAUUUGGGUAGUUUGAGCAAGUUGGAUUAACGGGUAGGAGUUGAAUUUUAACGCCCAGAUUUUUGGUGUUUUUUUUUUCUGGGUUUUUUUUGGCGGUAAAUGGCGACGGAGCAAGUCUUGCCGUUCUCCAUAGCUUCUGUGGUUGAAUGCGUUCUUCAGAAGCAUGGGAGUCGUUUAAACGAUAUCGACUUGGCUUCUAGGAAGGCCGAGGAAGCAUCGUUGAGAAGGUAUGAAGCAGCAAGGUGGCUAAGAAAGACCGUUGGCGUCGUUGGGGGUAAAGAUUUGCCGGCUGAGCCUUCGGAAGAGGAUUUCCGCCUCGGAUUGCGCAGUGGAAUAAUCCUCUGCAAUGUUCUCAACAAAGUUCAACCCGGAGCUGUGCCGAAGGUAGUUGAAGGCCCUUGUGACUCCGUUAUUAUUCCCGAUGGGGCGGCUUUGUCAGCGUAUCAGUACUUCGAAAAUGUCAGGAACUUCCUUGUGUCUGUUGAGGAAAUGGGGCUUCCAACCUUUGAAGCCUCGGAUUUGGAACAGGGAGGGAAAUCCGCAAGGAUUGUGAACUGCGUUCUAGCAUUGAAAUCAUACUCUGAGUGGAAACAAGGAGGUGCAAUUGGAUCGUGGAAAUAUUGUGGAGCUUUGAAACCAACUACCUGCGGGAAAUACUUCGUGCGAAAAAAUUCAGAACCCUUUUCAAAUUCCUUUCCAAUGACCUUAUCAUGGGGCGAAAAGUCCCACGAUAGUUUGUCCAGUGAAGAUCUCAAUGAAGCAAGUUCCUCUCAUUCUUUACAUGUGCUAGUCCGUGAACUGCUUUCAGACAAGAGGCAGGAAGACAUACCAAUCAUUGUGGAAAAUAUGCUGAGUAAAGUCAUGGAGGAGUUUGAGCAUCGGUUAGCAAGCCAAGGCGAACUGAUGAAAACAGCUUCCAGAGAUAUGACGUUGUCCGGCCCUGAUAGACCUCUUUCGGACUGUGCCUCUGAAUGUGCUUCUGGUGAUAUGAAGAUUGAAGAGAAAGCUUCCUCUGAAACCAAAGAGGAGGAAAUAUACAACCAAAGCGAGGUAUCGAAAAGUCAGUCUUUAAAGCAGAUAACGUUGGUUGAUCGACAACAGAAAGACAUCCAGGAAUUGAAACAUACUCUAUACGAUACAAAAGCAGGAAUGAAGCUUCUACAAAUGAGGUACCAGCAGGAGUUCAACAACCUAGGCAAGCACCUCCAUGGUUUGGCUUCUGCAGCGACAGGAUAUCAGAAGGUUCUUGAAGAAAAUCGCAAGUUAUACAAUCAAGUGCAGGAUUUGAAAGGAAAUAUAAGGGUAUACUGUCGAGUGCGGCCCUUCUUGCCUGGGCAACCAAAUCGGGCCAGUACUUAUGAUCACAUAGAUGACAGAAGUCUUAAAAUUAUCACUCCCUCCAAAUAUGGCAAAGAGGGAAGGAAAUCUUUCACUUUCAACAAAGUUUUUGGUCCCUUUUCAACCCAAGAGGAGGUGUUUUCAGAUACGCAGCCUCUGAUUCGGUCUGUUCUCGAUGGUUACAAUGUCUGUAUAUUUGCUUAUGGCCAAACGGGAUCAGGGAAAACUUUUACAAUGACUGGACCGAAGGAGAUUACAGAGGAAAGUCGAGGUGUAAAUUACAGAGCACUCAGUGAUUUAUUUUAUCUAUCAGAACAGAGAAAGGACACCAUUUGUUACGAAAUUUCUGUUCAGAUGCUUGAAAUUUACAAUGAGCAAGUCAAGGAUCUCCUUGCGGUGGAGGGUUCUAGCAAACGAUUAGAAAUUCGCAACAGCUCUCAAAACGGAAUUAAUGUACCUGAGGCGAACCUUGUUCCCGUAUCAUCGACUUCUGAUGUUAUAUAUUUGAUGAACCUUGGGCAUAAGAAUCGUUCAGUGAGUGCCACAGCCAUGAAUGACAGGAGUAGUAGGUCGCACAGUUGCUUGACAGUACAUAUUCACGGAAGAGACCUGACGUCAGGAAGUAUUCUUCGGGGUUGUAUGCAUCUAGUUGACUUGGCAGGAAGUGAGAGAGUUGACAAAUCUGAGGUGACGGGAGACAGGUUAAAGGAGGCACAACAUAUUAACAAAUCUCUCUCAGCUUUAGGAGAUGUCAUUGCCUCUCUUGCUCAAAAGAACGCACACGUUCCUUACAGAAACAGUAAACUUACACAACUACUCCAAGACUCACUCGGAGGGCAAGCAAAGACGCUCAUGUUUGUUCAUAUCAGCCCUGAGCCUGACGCUCUCGGAGAAACACUUAGUACACUCAAAUUUGCAGAAAGAGUUUCCACAGUUGAACUUGGUGCUGCUCGAGUUAACAAAGACGGUGCAGAUGUAAAAGAACUCAAAGAACAGAUUGCUACACUUAAGGCAGCCUUAGCAAGGAAGGAAAGCGAGGGAGCGCAAGCGCAACUUAAAUAUUCUCAAUCCAUGAGCCCAGAAAGAUCUAGAAUCAAGUCUGCUGGGUCUUCCCCUUUGCAUUUUAAUCGGAAAAGCACUGGAGAUUUGGCCGGGGCUCGCAGGCAAACAGCAGAUGAUUUUGGAAACAUAGAGGUUCGCAAAAACACUGCAUUGAAGCCAAAAAGGCGAAGUUUAGAUCCUCAAGAUAUGAUGAUGCAUGCACGUUCGCCUCCCUGGCCACCUGCUUGUAAUCAAGGACUAAAUUCAAAGGAGGAAUCCGAUAAGGAUUCAGUACUUUCUGGAGAUUGGGUUGAUAAGGUCAUGGUGAACAAACAUGAAGGUGCAAAUAGAGAAGAGAAUCUAUUAGGAAGUUGGGAUAUGGACAAUAGACAGUUGCCGGAGAUGUUUGGACCGAGUAGCCUUCCUGACCCUCCGAAGUUGUACAUGGAACAACACUUUGGAAAAUUAACGGCGAGCAAAGAGGACAGCCAAGACUAUGAUGUACAAAGGAGUCGGAAUGAGAUGGCCAAUACCGAUGAUUCUGAUGAUCAGCUUGAUGCUGCAACAAGUGAUUGUUCAGAGCCAGACAUGCUUUGGCAGCAAAACCUUCCGAAACCUACCAGCAUUCCAAACGGUCUGAGGGCAAAAGCAAAGAAAACUAAUUCGAGGCCAAUAAGGAGCCCGGAAACUAGGAGUAUGAUUCCAUCGUUUAUUCCUUCGCCAUCACGGAAACCACCCAAUGGAGUUAGUCAGCCUCUGCACAGGACCUUAAGUGGAAGGUCCGGUGAAGGGAAACGAAGGCCUGGGAGUGCAAAGUGAUACCGACGACGAGGUUGCUUUUUUUAUUGUGUUUUGAGGGAAGUUGGCUGUAUGAUUCUUUUUUUUGUUUUUUCGGGGUCAUUUUUGUGUGUUCACAUAUACCUAGAGAGAGAGAGAGAGAGAGAGAGAGAGAGAGAGAGAGAGAGAGAGAGAGGUUUUCUAUAGGCAAUAAUUCUGGUUGCCUGAGUUUCUCCGGUGGUGGUCAUGAGAUGUAAGUUGUCGAGCACCCCGUUCCAUCAAAGUUUAUUUUAUAUGAGUGUUGAUAUUACAGUUUGCCCUCGGGAUUGAAGCGA
Molecule: messenger RNA, 3755 nt
Organism: Malus domestica (apple)
Lineage: Eukaryota; Viridiplantae; Streptophyta; Magnoliopsida; Rosales; Rosaceae
Product: kinesin-like protein KIN-14I
Biological process (GO): microtubule-based movement
Cellular component (GO): microtubule cytoskeleton
Molecular function (GO): ATP binding; microtubule binding; microtubule motor activity
Source: RefSeq, a predicted model, not a curated record